AUGGAAGCCACAGCAAACAACCACCAGGGAAAUCAAAUGACCAUGACGGAGUUCAUCCUCUUGGGAUUCGAGACUCUCCCUCAAAUGCAGAUUCUUCUCUUCCUGCUGUUCCUAGUGAUCUACAUUGUGUCCAUGGCCGGGAACAUCCUCAUUGUUGCGCUAGUUGUGGCUAAUCAGCACCUCCACACCCCCAUGUACGUUUUCCUGGGGAACUUGUCCUGCUUGGAGACCUGCUACACCUCCACCAUCCUGCCCAGGAUGCUGGCCAGUCUCCUGACUGGGGACAGAACCAUUUCUGUCACUGGAUGUAUCACACAAUUAUAUUUCUUUGGUUCUCUGGCAGGCACUGAAUGUUGUCUCUUCUCAGUCAUGUCUUAUGAUCGGUAUUUAGCGAUAUGCAAACCUUUGCAUUAUGCAGCCCUUAUUAAUGGCAGGUUCUGUAUCAAGUUGGUGGUCGGGUCAUGGAUAGGUGGAUUUAUGUCUGCCGCCUUCUUAAUAUCUAUGAUGUCACAAUUAACAUUCUGUGGCCCCAAUGAAAUUGACCAUUUCUUUUGUGAUUUUAGCCCAGUAAUAAAACUCUCCUGCAGUGACACCCACACAUUGGACUUAGCUGCUUUCAUACAUUCCUCCAUAUCCACAUUGCCUCCAUUUCUGUUGACCCUGGCAUCCUAUGUUUGUAUCAUCUCCACCAUCCUGCGAAUCCCAUCCACCACCGGGAGGCAAAAGGCCUUUUCCACCCGCUCCUCCCACCUCAUCGUGGUGAUAAUUUUCUAUGGAACUCUCAUCAUGGUGUAUUUGGUCUCAGAGUCUGAUGCAAUGAGGGACCUGAACAAGGUGUUCUCUGUCUUCUAUGGAAUCCUGACCCCACUGGUCAACUCCCUCAUAUACAGCCUGAGAAACAAAGAGGUUAAGGAAACCUUAAGAAAAGCUGUCCUUAGAUUGUUUUUCUUUCACAGAAAUACAGAUAUUUUAAACUAA
Emys orbicularis (European pond turtle) is the source of this 978-nucleotide messenger RNA. Its product is annotated as olfactory receptor 6N1-like. Bases 1 to 978 code for a protein of 325 amino acids. Gene Ontology annotation, biological process: G protein-coupled receptor signaling pathway. The record is from RefSeq and is a predicted model, not a curated record. The transcript has a single exon. Gene Ontology annotation, molecular function: odorant binding; olfactory receptor activity; G protein-coupled receptor activity. Gene Ontology annotation, cellular component: membrane. NCBI's taxonomy places the organism in Eukaryota, Metazoa, Chordata, Testudines, Emydidae.